AGUUUGGUUUUCCUACUGAAGGUAAACUUGCAUUCUGCCAACAUGCCCGAUUUAUCAUUGUACAAACAGACGGUCGAUUUGUACCUUUCCAUUGCUCCUGCGCAUAGCAGGAAUCCUCUUGCUGCCAUUCAUGAGCAUUUGGAUAGUAUGAUUCUCAGCAAAAUGCCUCGAAUCAAUGGAAUUUUGUUGGCAUAUGACAAUGUGCGAUUUUUGGAAAACAGCGGUAAAAUUAUGUACGAUUCUCCAUUUUCCUAUUGUUGGAUUCGUGUAGAUGUUUUAGUUUUCUCUCCAAAGAAAGGAGAUCAUCUUGAAGGAAAAAUUAAUUUGGUAAGCCCUAGUCAUAUUGGCCUUCUGGUAUUGGGAAUUUUCAAUGCUUCCAUUCCUCGAAAAUCCAUCCCUUCUUCUUGGUCCUUCAUUGAACCGGACACUACAGAAGAACAAGGCCGUUGGAAGACUAAGGAAAAGAAGACCGUUGAACCAGGCCAGUCUUUAGAAUUUCAAGUAGAUGGGCUUCAGCGAGAGGCUGGAUUGACAAUGGUACAGGGAACGUUGAUUGAAAAAUCUUAGUUGUGGAAUAGAUGAAAGGAAUAAGGAUUUUUUUUGGGGCUCGGGUGUAAAAUCGUAAAGCAGCUUUACUCGUAAUCUCUUUCCGAUUGCCAUUUGAGGAUAGCAGCUCAUUAUUAUUUAUAACUACUUGAAGAGUGU
Messenger RNA from Schizosaccharomyces octosporus yFS286, 705 nucleotides. RefSeq names its product DNA-directed RNA polymerase I complex subunit Rpa43. NCBI's taxonomy places the organism in Eukaryota, Fungi, Ascomycota, Schizosaccharomycetes, Schizosaccharomycetales, Schizosaccharomycetaceae. Gene Ontology annotation, biological process: DNA-templated transcription initiation; DNA-templated transcription. The record is from RefSeq and is a predicted model, not a curated record. The coding region runs from base 43 to 567 and encodes 174 amino acids. Gene Ontology annotation, cellular component: RNA polymerase I complex. The transcript has 3 exons.